AAAAAAUUUGAAGAUGAACUAUUGCCGUUGAAAUAAUUAUUCAUGAUAUCGCUUAUGAAAUUUGGUUUAAAUAUUAAUAAAGUAGUUGGUAUACUUAAUGCAAUGAAUGUGAAUAAAAGAUUCUUCCAAUUUUUAGUCGAAAUGUUCAAAAGUUUGGUUAAAUAUUGAUUAUUUGAAUUUUCCAAUUGAUAAUUGUAUGAAUUAAAAUAAUGAGUAUUAUCUGAUGCAGAAAUUGAGAUGAAAAACAAUGAAAAAACGAACAGCAAUGAAUGAUUUAUUGAAUGAAGUAACAUAAAGAGCCACAAUUCAAUCAAAUAAGAAGAUGAUCUGAUCUAAAAAGAUCUUUUGAAAUGGAAUAUUGGAAUGUGUUCUUGAGAUCGGACUUGAAUAAACCAGGUAAGAAGGAGAAAGCAAAAGAUCUUGUUCUUAUACCAGGCAAUAACCAAAGCUCAAAUAACAGUAGGCAACAAAAAAAAGCACUCGUUCCAAACAGAAAUUUAUCGUUUUUGUUGACGUUUAAAGUAAUUAAUGUUUGAUUAUUUAUCUGUUGAAUAUUUUUUUCGAUGGCUUACAGAAAAUCGGUAAACGCACUAUAAUCAAAUCACGUGAUGAUUUUUAAUUAUAAACUACACCAAAAAAUCAAGUUCAAAACUUUUCAUAGAUUCUAUUGUCAAUUUGAGCUUAAUUUCCAUCACUCAGUUUGUAAUAGCACACCCUAUAUAUCCAAAAGAAAAUAUGAAUCAAAAGAUACAGUUAAAGCACAAUAAUAUACGUUGAAAAAUCAUCAUCACCAGAGUCCAAUUAAAAUUGUAGCAGCAACAAGUAAAUAA
This is a messenger RNA of Hansenula anomala, 830 nucleotides long. RefSeq lists its product as uncharacterized. The record is from RefSeq and is a predicted model, not a curated record. NCBI's taxonomy places the organism in Eukaryota, Fungi, Ascomycota, Saccharomycetes, Phaffomycetales, Wickerhamomycetaceae. The annotation marks the transcript as partial. The transcript has a single exon.